AGUUUGCCAGAUCCGGGCCGGUGCCUGGGUUCCAAGGGGACACGCUGCUUCUGGCCUUCAUCGACUUGAGACAACUGCUGGAUCUCUUUCUCCAGUGGGACUGGUCGACGUACCUGGCUGACUACGGGCAGCCCACCUGCAAGUACCUUCGGGUGAAUCCGACGACCGCGCUGGCUUUACUGGAAAAGAUGAAGGACACCAGCCGGAAGAACAACGUCUUCGCCCAGUUCCGGAAGAACGAGAGGGACAAGCAGAAGCUGAUCGAGGCCGUGGCCAAGCAGCUCCGUAGCCUCAUCAGCACCAGCCACCACUCCUGAGGGGCCACGGGACGCGUGGCGGCCCUGGGUGGGUGGAGAGGGGGGGAAUGGCAGGGCGCGGGGCCUGUGCCCGGAUACCGUGAGGAGGGGGCGGAGCGGCUUCCGGCAACCAGCAUGGCUGCCGAAGGAUCACUACGAUGCAGCGUGCAGGACUGCUCCGUGGUACCUCCUCCCCUCUGGAGGAGCCUGGCUCUCUUGGGGAAGACUACUCCUGGAGCUGGAAGCUCAGAGCCCCAGAGAGCCUUCCAGGAAGGCCAAGGCCAGGGAUCGGUCAGCACUUCCAGGUUCCUCGACACACCUUGGCAAUGAAGCACUAAUGCAGGGGGAAGUCCAACCUUGGCCACCUUGGAAGACUUCCGGACUUCAGUUCCCAGAAUUCCCCAGUCAGCAUGGCUGGCUGGGGAAUUCUGGGAAUUGAAGUCCAUUAGUCUUAAGGGGGACCAAAGUUGGACACUCCUGGUUUAAAGGGAACAAUUGACACUUUCAAAGGGAAACAUUUACAAACCCCCCCCCCCCCCCCCCGGGGGGGGGGCCCCGGCCCCCCGUUUCAGCCCCCACUUUGUCUCCUUUCCGGAAAGACGGCCUUCUUCUCUUGCUCCUUUGGCCACAUUUGAAACACAAUCUGCUCUCUCUCUCUCUCUUUUUUAAUGGCCACCCUGUUCCUUAGCGAUCCAUUUUUUACAAAUCCGAUUUCUCAGCCUUUGAGCAGCUCCGCUCAGCUUUUCUGUAGGAAGCCAGGAUGGGGAAGCAUUUUCCUCUUGUGGACAAAGGGAAUAGGAGCUCUUUCCAAAUAAACUCGUUGGAAAAAUGAGAUCUUUGUUUUAAAAACUCCCCAAACCCCCAAUUUUUAAUGGAAAGAAUGGGACUCGCCUAAGAGGUUUCUGUUGUUGGGGCCUGAGGUUUUGCCCGACGUCAUUGGGUCCAAAAAAGUUCAGGAGGGUGGACAGCCUAUGCAAUGGAAGCCCCCCUCUUUUAAAGCAGGGGUCCCCAAACUUGGCAACUUGUGGACUUCAACUCCCAGAAUUCUCCAGUCAGCGUAGCUUACUCUCUUGUAAUCCCCUUUUCUGCAAUCUCUCCCCUUUGGGAGGUUAAGAGAAAAAAGAAACAGACACGGCUGACUGGAGAAUUCUGGGAGUUGAAGUCCACAAGUCUUAAAAGUUGCCAAGUUUGGGGACCCCUGUUUUAAAGGGAGAGCUGCUGGCCUCUUGGCUUUUUCCGAUUCUCCCAGACCCAGAGACAUCACGGCUUCCCCUCCUCCUGGCUGCUUUUGUGCCAAGAACCCCAUUUGGAAUGGGGAGGAGUGUUACAUCCUUGUACGUGACUUUUCAGCUUCCCUCAAGCCCAAGCAGCAGGGCAGCCGCCCCCUCCUGCAAAGCACUUGCCCACAGACCACCCAGAGACCCCAAAUGUGGGCAUUUGUGGCCAGGGAAGACGGUGUCCAGAUCUGCUGGCCAUCUCAGACCUUCCUUGUUGGCUCCUCCAUGUUGCCCUUGGCUUCAGUGACAUUUGAGGUGUGGGGGUAGAUGGAAUAGCUCGGGGGUCUCCAAACACGGCCACUUUAAGACUGGUGGACUUCAAUUCCCGGAAUUCCCCAGCCAAAUCUUGAAAAUGGCCGUGUUUGGAGACCCCCACUCAGAAUAGCGCAUAACAGGCGGCCAAGACCACUUCUUAGAUGUCAGGGCGAAGGUCUUCCUCAAUUUGGCAGUCCAGCUCAUUGGCUGCAGAAGGGCUGACCCUGGCCGGUCAGACAAGUGCCUUCCAAGGAGUCUCAGCACAAGCCCACUUCUGGCUGGAAUGGCCAUGGACCAAGCCAACCCAGGUGGCACCCUAGCUGACCAAGGAGCCUCCGCCAUCUUGCCUUCGGCCAAGGAGCCUCCGCCAUCUUGUCUUCACUGCCGAGCAAGUGGAGAUGGCCCCACCGCUUUGCGCAGGUCCUGAGAUGGAGACUUUGAGGCCAGUGUCCCAAUCUCCACUAAAGAUGGAGAGGAGAGAAAGCCCCUCGGCCCUGUUGGGUUGGAUGAGUUCCUCAGGCCUUCUUGAGUUCCUCACCCACUGCCUUGUUUCCUUCCUUCCGGUUGCCGUUCCUCUGCUGUGCUGGGCCUUUGAGGGUCUUGUCUGGGAGUGAGGAACACAGCUGGGCAUCUUCUACGUGAGGCUUUCUCCUAGCCCUGAGGGCAUGGAGUUCCUUCUUCUCUUUAACUCUGGCCACAUGGCCGGCUGUCCACUAGAGGGUCUAUAAAGUCCAGCUUCAUGCCGAGGCCACACAAAGCUCCCCAGUGCCUCCAAGACCAGCCCCAAAGUCUUCCCACCCUUGGUCCAGCUGGAGCUGCCCAAGGCCUCUUUUGACCGCCCUGGAGGGACCUGGUCAUCUUCUUUCUUUCCUUCAAAGCCAACCUGCCUUGUGGGAUACCUGGCCCCCUGAGGAGGCAGAUCUCACCAUGGAGAGGGGCUGGGACCCACCUCCGAACAUCGGCUGGCCUGCUGGUUGCAGGCAAGGAGAGCAGGACUGCACGGCCUCAGGACGAAGGCCGGGGUGGGGUGGGGUGGGUGUGGGCCUUGGCCAAAGCUGCCCUCCCCUCAAGGGACCCCGUUCAAAACCCAGCCUGGCCUCUGGGCCCAAAGACCACUACUCCCUCCGCCCAGUUUGCCUUAUCCAGAGAAGGACAAGGGGCUUCACCUGGAUCUUGUCCAGUUCAGCAGUGCCCCAGGGGUCUCCCUGCCCCUGGGGGAAAGAGAGGCUGAUUUCUCUCUGCAGCAGCCCAAACAAGCCCACCCUGGCCCCAACCCACAGAACCAGCCUCCUGGCACCUGGGAGAGCGGCUCCCGCUGAGGUCGCCCCUUUUGGAGAGGGUCAAGCUCUUUGGAUGGAGGAAGCGGGGGGGGGGGUGAUCAGGUUGGCCAUCAGUGGCUUGUUUUGGGCUGGGCCCUGCCAUUUCCUGCCGGUUGUAAGAAAACUCCCGGCUUGUGGUGCCUCUUCCUCUCCUUAACCAGAUACGAACCCCCAGAUCUUUUAGGGUUGCUCCUUGGGAAGGGUCUGCUCCCUGGAAGGGCUCUCUCUCCCACUCCUCUCUACGAAGACGUGCCCGUCCAUUCCCCACCCUUCUGGGCCUCGGAGUUCAGAGCCAGGAUUCGAGUAGUUUGGCACUUGGUUGAAUACCCAUGGGGGGGGGGGAUCUCCAGUCUUGGCAGCUUUAAGACCUGUAGGCUUCAACGCCCAGAAUUCCUCAGUCAGCCAUGCACCGUAAAGUUGCCACAGAUGGAGAGCCCCGGCCCAAAGAGGAAGGGUCUCCACUGGGUUCUUUCUUGUGGCUGAAUUCUCAAAAUCACCAUUUAUCUCCACCAUCGUAGGACACCAUCGAGCAGUGGUGGUGUGCUACCGGUUCGGCCCGGUUCUCCUGAGCCGGUAGCGCCGAUGAGCAGCGGAGACCGAACCGCUUCUCUCCGCCGUUCUGCUGUUGGGCUCCCUCACCCGCCCACCCAUUUGGGCUCCCACACUCACCUUGAUCCUCUGCUUUUGAAGCGCAGCUGUUUUGCGCGGCACAGCAAUUGCCGCGCGGCAACUGCUGAAGCGACCGGGAGAGUGCAGGCUUGCAGGAGAUGAGUUGGAACGCCUCUGCCCCUGCGUGAAGUGUGUGUUUGGCGCACGCGUGCAAUAAAGUAUGUGCACGCACGCACGCAAAGCACGCCCACCAAGCCACGCCCACCGAACCGAUGGCAAAAGGUUUGGAAUCCCACCACUGAGUAUAUGAGGCUAUUAGUGUCUGACUUUUUUUAAAAUUUCAGUCAUUUUGGAGAGGGGAGCAAUCCCACCAGUCCGUUGGGAGGGAGAGGGGCUCGGGGCUCCAACUUCAGGCGGGGUCUGGCAGCCCUCCAGGAGUUGCCCAACGAGACUCUUCUUGCACAAGGAGGAUUCAUGGCCGUCCGCCAGCCGUUUUUGCCAGAGUUGCAAACCCUUUUCCCCCCGCUUCUUUUUUCUCUUCUGAGUAGUUUUCUCAACCUUUUUGAGGUGCCCUGGAAUCAAAUUUACAAGCUACCUUUUGAACCGGUGGCCAAGGAGGUGGCUGCAGUGGCUGAACUGGCCACCAACUGGGAAAGCAUUUGAAAAGCGGACCCUUUGGAUUCAGCCACAACGUCCUGCGACAUCCCAGCUUCUCAAGGGGUCCUUUAUGAGUUGCUUAUGCACACAACGUAUGUCUGUGCACACAUCCACACACACACACACAUGUGGGCUUUUCCAGAUAGCUAUUUGGGGUGGCUGUUUCUGAAACUAAGGUGGGAAAUAGAGGCGGUGGUUUCUUCUUCUUUUUUCUUUGCACAAGCUGUUGCACAAAG
Messenger RNA from Notechis scutatus (mainland tiger snake), 4649 nucleotides. Lineage: Eukaryota; Metazoa; Chordata; Lepidosauria; Squamata; Elapidae. The record is from RefSeq and is a predicted model, not a curated record.